AUGCGCGGUGAUGAAAUCCAAGAUAAUCUAGACGACGAAGAAGAAAGUGAUUCAGAAGAAACUAAUAUUAGAUGGAGCAAUUUGAUCUUCCUGCCUUUCAAUCCCGUAUUCAACAGUGUCGUUGUUACAAUGGUCAUCAUAAAAACCAUCCUGGGACCAAUUCAGUCAGUUUAUCCAAUCGUGUAUUGUUGGAAUACCAUGGACUACGUGCCAUUUUUGGUUUGGAUAAAAAUUCUAUAUUUGUACAUCUGUGACCCCAUUUAUGGUGUGGACACAUUUCUUCACAUACUUCACAGGCAAGUCACGGACGAAGCUAUGAGACGGGAACAUUUGCCAAAGUCAGCCUUUCUACUGUUGCUCGAUAUAAUAUCUCUGAUUCCUUUCUACCGACUUGUAUCGGAUGAAUCUUGUGAGCCGGCUGAGUUUUAUCCAAACAUACUUUCAUUUACGGAGUUUGUUAUUAUAUACAGAGUUGCAGAUAGUUUUUCACUAAUAACAACACACAAUUACAUACGGAUUGUUUGUGGGUAUACCAUAAUGUUGGCGAUUGGCCUCAACUGUAUUGCCAGCUUUUUACUGUUGCUUACAAUGCGUGGUCUUUGCAAAAGCUGUCUGAAUGGGCUCUAUGAUUGGCGGAUUCAUGUUGUACAUAAAUUAAAUGAAACCGACCAUAACUACUGCACAUAUGUAUAUGGAGUAUCUAUUACGUUAUCUUACAUAGUAAACAAGCAGUAUGAUGAAAUAAAACCAGCAACCCUUUCGGAAUACGUCCUACUGGGCACCUUAAUGAUUUCUGGAUCUCUUUUGGUCAAAUUUAUAGUAUUUCCAAAGAUGGUAGCGGAGGCCUUGUUGAGGUUACGGAAAAGGUGCUCGUUUUACCCAGAAGUUACGAGGAUAGUAGAAGAAACUCAUCGGCGUAACGCCACACCAAACGCUUACAAAGAUGUACAGAAGUUUUAUGAUUUGUUGUGGAAAAAAAGAAAUGGAAUCACUGAAAUCCCCGAUGUCAUAUCAGAGCUGCCGAGGAACUUGAGAUUAGAUAUCAAGCAUGAUCUUGUUUGGCCUGUGUUUUAUCACAGUCCAACACUGAGGAAUACGUCAUCGUCGUUUAAACGAUGGCUGUGUGAUUAUAUUCACAUAGAUUACAAGAUGCCAGGUGAAAAAUUUUACGCAGGACCUCAUUGCCAUUCUCAUUUGUAUUAUAUCAAAGCUGGAAUAGUUCAGGUGAUCUCUGCUGACGAUGGUACCACACCAUUAAUUUCUGUGACAAGUGGCACAAUUUUUGGUGACAUCAGUUUCUAUCUUCCUUACAAGAAGAAAGCGUCGACCGUACGAUGUCUAACAUAUUGCGAAGUGUUAUACAUCGAACGUAUUGAUAUUUUGAACUCCUUACAUAAAUAUCCAGAAGAUCGUCGCAUGGUAAUGGAACUGACUAAAGAGAGAAUCAAGCAUGCCAAAAUAUUGCACUCAUGUAAACAACUCGUUCGAGGUUUAGAUAGAACUGAAGAUGAAGGCAUAGCGUGGGUCAAGAAACGGUGGUGGGAGAUUUUAGAUGCCGUUUCUGUUUGGAAAACGAAAUCGACAAAAAAUGAAAAUAAAAAAUGCGAAAUACCAGGAGAAGAAGUAGUAUAUCAUUGCGCUAAAUAUAUUGGCCAGUUAGUGCUGUGCAGCGACAUUCAACUCCAGACAAAAUCACUGUUUGCGAACGUGAAAUUCCCUUGGAUAUUUGUACCAGAAUCAUCAUUCGGUCGUAUCUGGAAUACAAUCGUUACAACAACAGUUUUUUUAGUUUUGAUACUCUAUCCACCGUACAUAACGAGACAGAAUAUUCCGAUGUGGUUUAAAUUUUUCCAGUUUUGGGUAAAUUGUGUUUACAUAUUUGAUAUUUGUGUAUCUCUUCUGACGUCUAUAGUGAGACAUGAAAAUAUAACAAACAAUUUUGCUUCAGUAAUGUUUACUCGAUGUAAGAGCCCGAAAUUCGCUUUAGACGUGUUGUCAACAGUUUGGCUCGAGGAUUUAGCUGUGAUAACUGGUGUGCCUGAAUAUUAUUUCGCUUGUCAGUUCAAUCGUUUGAUCAAAGUUUACGUAUUGUUUCCAAAUUGGGAUGCCAAAACAGAUCCACUGUACGAUGCCUGCUACAAAAUUGUGUUGGUGCAUUAUGCCUUUGUUUACAUCGUCAGUUACUUAUUGCUCAUGAUUGACCGUAACGAUGAUAAGAUAAGCACGUCUUAUUUUUAUGGCGAAGUAUUCUGUAAGCGCGACUCACCUGAAGAUCAAUGUGACUUCGAACGUGUUUCUCCUUUCUACGUGGUGUUAGCAUGGACUUUGGAAUUUAUAUUUUACGAAUACCUUCCAAAUACUUUGAUGGACAUGUAUGUAGCUAUUAUUAUAAGCUAUAUGGCAUUCAUUGUAUGUGUAUUUUGCGAAGCGAAUUUAGUCGGUUCACUGUAUUUGAAAUAUCGAGAGAUAACAAACUAUCAAUAUUUAGUGGCUAAUAUAAAGAGUCAUUAUAAUCAUCAUAAAAUUCAUCCCGAUCUGUUGAAACGCUUGAAUAGAUAUUUACUGUGUCAUUGGAAAUAUUACCAUGGCAUGGAUAUCAUGCAGCCGAAUCUUUUAAGGAGUGAACCUUAUGACAUUUAUUGGAAAGUGCACGGUGAAAUUGCUGUGAAAGUAAUUAAAGAAUCUCGAGCAUUUAUUUAUGCAGAUCUUUCACUUAUAAGGGAGUUAGCGUUCAAAUCUAAGUUUUUGGUAUUGCCAAAAAAUUCAUCUUUAAUUGUUUUUGGUUUAAAUUUGAAAAAUAUCUCGUAUAUCAUACAGGGCUCUAUAAUGUGUGAAUAUCCAAAUGAGAAGGGUGAAUUAUUAAGAAAGACGUUAUAUCCCGGUGAAUUCCUGUCUGCUCUUGGGGUGUUUUUUGGUUGUGUAUCCCUUAAAACACUUACGACAAUGUCAGAAUGCGAAAUAUUGUACAUACCAACUAAAGACUUUAUAGAGACCAUUAAACGUUUUCCGCACGAAUGGUCGUAUUAUCAAACCGCCGUAGACGAAUUAUCCACAGACGUGCGUAAAAUAGUCCAGGAUUAUGUUGAAAAGCAUACAACUUACAAAUUAGUGCUAAGGAAGAGUAUAUUUCAUGCAAAAAGAAGAGGCUCAGAGUACAUUGCAUCUACGAGUACAACUGAAGAAAACGAAAAUAGAAAGGAACCGAAGAAAUUAUACAGUUACAUUAGUGGUGGCGCUUGGAUAGAUCCACAUUCAAGGUUUAUGCACUACUGGAUGCCGUUUCGGGCUGUGCUCGUAAUUAUAUCAAUAACGUGUGCUUCACUACAAGGUGGCAGUGGAGCAAUUUACAGAUAUCCAUUUGUAUUAGUCGGAAAUGUUUGUGAUCUUACCGUCAUAUUGGACAUUUUUUUCAAGAUAUUCCUUGGUUAUUACGACGCCCGUGGGUUACUGAUAACGAAUGUCCAUCAGCGCACCAGGCGUUACAUCAGUCGAGGCUUUGUCUGCGAUCUCGUGGGCUGUUUGCCUUGGCCGGACAUGAUCAAUCAAUUUAUCACGGAACCGAUCACAGGGAACCAAGCGUUGCUCAUCAACACUUUCAGCAAGUUCGCGCAUCUAUAUCUUUUUAUCGGCUAUUUUAAUUAUAUGGCGGACAUGCCGAACGUCAAUUUUGCAUUUCUAAUGAUCAUCAAGUGGUUUGUGGUAACAUUGUUAGUAAUGCUUGGCGCCGGCCAUUUCUUCGUCAGCCAUUGCAUCUCGUUCGACUGGGACUCCACUACCACGUUGGUGGGCAUGCAGCGGCUCAAUCACUGCUGGUUGCCCAACUAUUUCCCGCUGAGCGACCCGCCUACGGUGCAGGAGUUGCAUAUGGUAUAUGCAGAAAGCUUAAAUUUAGCUCAAAGUGCUUUUAUGAGAUUUAACCUUGGAAAAUUUCAAAUAGACCGCAUUAAUGGUUUAAGCGUUGGAAUUAUGCUUCUUAUGAUUGGAUUUAUGUUCUGGUAUAUUAUUUGUUACACUCUAACUUUGUUGGUGUUGAACUAUCGGGGGAACACAAUAUUCCAACACAGUGUAAAUCAACUGCGAAGGUUCCUCAAAGCGGAACUAGUCGACAAGAAUGUCAUAACUCUCGCUGUUUCCCAUUUUAGAUAUUGGUGGUUUAGAACGAAGGGCAUAAAUAUACAGAGUUUGAUGAACGAACGUCUUGGUGUUAUAUUUAAACAGGACUUGACUUACUAUUUCUUUAAAAAAACAGUAGAAGCGACUGAGACGUUGUUAAAAGGCGGCGAAAGUUUGGAAAGAGAGAUUGCUAGUGCUGCAACCCAGCUUUACUUUCUUCCUGGGGAGAUUAUCGCAAGAGAAAUGGAUUUAAACCCUUGGGUUUUUAUUGUGCAUCGUGGAAAGAUUGUAAUUAAGAGAGAAGGAAAAAAAAUAGCACGUCUGACGAAGGGUUCUAUAUUUGGUCAAUUAGAUGGCUUGACAGCUCGGCCCUUACGUAUUUCUGCUGUCUCUGAUGAAUAUGCUGAUCUUCUGCAGAUUUCGAUCAAAGAAUUUCAAGACAUCAUUGGUGAUAAGGGUAGAGAAAACAUUGCACAAAAUGCUCAAUCUAAAUACGACUAUAUGGCUGUAGAGAAAGUAGUCACUGAGAACCCCUACAAUACUGUUGACUAUUUGCUGCGAGGCCAAAAGUCUAUUCAAUUUCCUUGGAUGAGCACACGUAUGAUAGCCCAAGGCUGGUACUCACAUUGGCUGUACUUGACGUGGCUGAUCUGCCCUGUGAUAGCAAGCUUUGCAGUGUUGUUCCUGGUCACCGUGCCAGAAGACUACGAUGCCGACAUCUUCGUGUUUCUGCUACUCUUCGAUGUUGUACAUUUGCUGCACAUAGCUACUGAGUUUUAUUCUACUAAGCUCGUCGUUGUGUAUGGAAGAUGCGAAGACAAAGUUGUAAAAUGGCGUAUAUUCAAAAAAUGGCAAACUUAUGUUGAUCUUAUUUCAUUUAUUAUACCAGUGAUAGCUUACUCUUUUGGAAAUAGACACUACGCCCUUUUUCGUUUGCUAAGGCUUCGGCUUCUCUAUGAUUUUCAUAAACAUUUUUGCAAGGGAUUUCAGAGUACGAUAGCUCCUAUAUUAUUGAAGUUUGUAUUGAUAAUCCUUCUGCUUCAUUGCAUGACUUGUGGUUGGAUCUAUGUUGCUUGUCGAGAUUCAGAAUUUCCUCUAGACAUCCCACCGAUUCCUCCGGAUAUAAAUGCUACUAUCGAUUAUGCUGAGUGGACUUUACCAUAUUCAAGAAAGGGCGGAUGCGCACGGUUGACGAAAAAUUAUAUCGGCGGUAACAAAAACAUGUUUGGUUUCCUAGUUCCUUUGUAUUGGACGGCAGACUAUCUGGUGGCCAUGAUAUAUAUCAUAAUUAUCUAUACACAUACAGAAAUCGAUAUUGUAGUGGCGCUGACAUUAAAGCAGAUUUACUACAAGCUGUUCAUCAACUUCAUCAUAUACCCGGCCGAUAUAUGGAUACUGAGCAUAGCGAUCAGCGCCGUGUACACAAAGUUACGUGAACUGUACACGUAUGACUACCAGGUCAACAACCUCGUCACUUAUUUGCAUAGGAGCGGAUUGUCGCCAAUGUUGCUGGACUCCGUACGACAGUACACUGAGCAGUUGUGGAAGAGGCAACGAGGUAAUUGGCUACCAGAGUUAGCUCAACACGCUCAUCAUUGCCUCAGGGAAGAUCUCUUGGGUGCUCUUUACAUACAUCAUCUGCAAACUGUUCCAAUUUUUCGAGAUUUACCUGAGUAUUUUAACCGACAGUUGGUAGCCAGGUUACGGAGAGUCGUUAUUUUCCCAGGUAAAUUAAUAGUCCAAGAAGGGGACAUUGUGUCUUUAAUGCAUUUCAUUCACGAAGGCGAAGUUGAGAAGUGGUAUACUAACAAAGAUGGUGAGAGAAAAAUGGUGUCGAUCUUAAACACGAAUGGGUACUUCGGCUUAGUUCCGGCGCUGUUCCCAAAUGCGCCGUUCCAAUUUACGUAUUUUUCUCGCACGGUGGUAGACAUCGUGUUUUUGAGAUUCAGAGAUUGGCAAGACCUGCUGGAAGGAUAUCCCGACAUCAAAAAGCAGUUGUAUGAAUUGGCGACGAAGUAUAGAAAGGAGAUACAAAAGGUCAAACUGUAUGAACAAACUGUAUGA
Molecule: messenger RNA, 6177 nt
Organism: Bicyclus anynana (squinting bush brown)
Lineage: Eukaryota; Metazoa; Arthropoda; Insecta; Lepidoptera; Nymphalidae
Exons: 29
Coding region: 1-6177 (2058 amino acids)
Molecular function (GO): protein-containing complex binding
Source: RefSeq, a predicted model, not a curated record